Molecule: messenger RNA, 1308 nt
Organism: Terrapene triunguis (Three-toed box turtle)
Lineage: Eukaryota; Metazoa; Chordata; Testudines; Emydidae
Product: ghrelin O-acyltransferase
Exons: 3
Coding region: 1-1308 (435 amino acids)
Biological process (GO): peptidyl-serine octanoylation; lipid modification
Cellular component (GO): endoplasmic reticulum membrane
Molecular function (GO): serine O-acyltransferase activity
Source: RefSeq, a predicted model, not a curated record
AUGGAUUGGGCAAGUCCGCUUGCUCUUCACCCUAUAGCUUUCUACCAGCUGGUUGCGUUUCCAUUUGCCGUUUCCUUUCACUAUCUCUGCACCUCUGGGUCUCUCUCGCUAAAUGCCAGGUAUGUCUUGCUCCUGGUGGGAGGCUGCCUUCUCGCGUGUGCUGCCAUGGGAUGGUACGCCCUGCUGCUCUUCAUCCCCACCUUCUGCUCCGUGGCCAUUUUCCACUCAGUCGGCCCACUGCAGGUCCACACGUGGGCAUUCGUGGUCCAGAUGUCCUGGCAGACUCUCUGCCACCUGGGCCUGCACUACAGAGAACAUUAUCUGCAAGGAGCCCCGUGCAUCAGGUUGACAAUCGCCCUCUCGUCGCUCAUGCUGCAGACGCAGAAGGUCACAUCGCUGGCUCUGGAUAUCCACGAAGGGAAGGUGACUAUGGCAGCUGAGUGGGGGGAUGGGAGGGAGCCACUGCUGCGGGCGCUGCCUCUAUGCAGCUAUCUGCUCUUUUUCCCUGCCUUGCUGGGAGGCCCGCUAUGCUCCUUUCGGAGAUUUCAGGACCAGAUCCAGGGCUCAUGCGCUUCACGCCCCACAGCUUCCUGGAGGGCUGCAGGCCAGAAAUGCCUUCGUGCCCUGGCUCUGCACCUGCUGAGAACGGCUGUGAGGAUCUGCGUGGCCCCGCUGGCCCGCAUGACGGACUGCACCGGCUUUGGCUGCGUGUAUGUCAUGUGGCAUUCCGCCCUGCUCUUCAAACUGGCUUAUUACUCCCAGUGGGUGCUCGACGAGGCUCUCCUCAGCACAGCGGGCUUUGGGCUGGAGCGUGGCCACGCCCCCGGUGCAGAGGCUGCCUGCGGCGACCUCUCUGAUGCAGACAUAUGGACCUUGGAGACCACCAACAGAAUAGCCCUCUUCACCAGGACCUGGAACAAGAGCACUUCCCGGUGGCUGAGGAGACUCGUCUUCCAGUGCAGCCCGGCCCAGCCCCUCUUGGCCACCUUUGCCUUCUCGGCCUGGUGGCAUGGGCUCCACCCAGGGCAAGUGUUUGGCUUCUUGUGCUGGGCAGCGAUGGUGGAGGCCGAUUACCGGAUUCACCCUUUUCUCCGUUCACUUGCAAAGUCCCGGCACACCAAGGUGCUGUAUCAGGCCCUGACCUGGGUCCAGACCCAGCUGAUUGUUGCGUACAUCACGGCUGCGGUGGAGAUGAGGAGCUUCUCUGCGCUCUGGCUGCUGGGCGCCUCCUACAACAGCUUCUUCCCUCUCCUGUACGGUGCUUCACUGCUGUGGCUGGUCGCGAGAGCCAAAGAAAAAUGUGUCUGA